GUCACUAUGGAGAGGGAGCAGCACAGGUUCAGUCUGUGCCCGGGACUGGAGACGGGCGGUGAGGAGGGGAGAGCUGCGCUGCUGGGGUCGUCUGGUCCUUAUUUACCCCCUGUCACAGGUACCGGCGCUUGUCAAGGAUGGACUCUGAUUUCUGACGGGAAGGUUGUUGCUGGUACGAUAGAUGGCUGCAGCUAAGAAAGGUGUAAAGCAGAAGGUGUCGGGCGUGCGCUUUGCGGGCUUGUCUGAGGAGGGCGCUCCCGGUCAUGUGCACUUUGAAGAGAAGCUGCAUGACUCAGUGGUGAUGGUCUCUCAGGAAGAAGAUGGCCAUUACUUGGUGAAGGUCGGCUUUCUGAAGAUCCUACACAAGUAUGAGAUCUCUUUCACGCUACCUGCGCUGCAGCGACUUGGGAGGAAUAUUUGUGCCGUUCCUUUUCCGAACCUGAACCUCAGAGUGACUAACAUCACGGCCGUGCCUGAAGGACACUGCAUUAAAUGUGAAUACACGGCUCAUAAAGAAGGCGUCUUAAAGGAAGAGAUGAUGCUGGCCAGUGAGACCAACCAUAAGACUCUCGUCAAAGUGGUGGUCCAGGCGCGGGUCCUGGACCGCCAUCACGGCACCCCGAUGCUGCUGGAUGGAGUGCGGUGCAUCGGGGCCGAGCCGGAGUACGACUCUGAGCAGAGCGACUGGCACGGCUUUGACUGACGUCGCUGGUGGAUUAUGAACAGUCGCCCUCUUUGUGCCGCUCAAACCUAUAGCCAUGAAGAUUGUAGGGCUUGGGGAGAGUCUCGGAGGAGGGGCUGGUGCCCUCUGCUCGGCGGAGGGUACAUGGCGGAUGGAGCCCCUGAAUCCCCCGUGGCUUUGUGUCAUUGUGUCUUUACCUUCGUCAGUACCUCUUAUAUAGCCAGCUCCCAGAGAGCCGCCGUCUCCUCCUGCUGUGCAUUGAUAGCUGCCGCCAGUCCCUCAGGUACGAGGACGUGAGUCGGGGGCUGGACCGGCAUGUGGUGAUACAUCAAAAAAAUAAAAUGAUUUAUUUUUAUGUGA
Molecule: messenger RNA, 1042 nt
Organism: Bufo gargarizans (Asiatic toad)
Lineage: Eukaryota; Metazoa; Chordata; Amphibia; Anura; Bufonidae
Gene: ADISSP
Product: chromosome 1 C20orf27 homolog
Exons: 6
Coding region: 182-703 (173 amino acids)
Source: RefSeq, a predicted model, not a curated record